Messenger RNA from Tachysurus vachellii, 3026 nucleotides. It is a transcript of the gene senp7b, whose product is annotated as SUMO specific peptidase 7b. The transcript has 21 exons. Bases 458 to 2686 code for a protein of 742 amino acids. Gene Ontology annotation, cellular component: cytoplasm; nucleus. The record is from RefSeq and is a predicted model, not a curated record. NCBI's taxonomy places the organism in Eukaryota, Metazoa, Chordata, Actinopteri, Siluriformes, Bagridae. Gene Ontology annotation, molecular function: SUMO-specific endopeptidase activity. Gene Ontology annotation, biological process: protein desumoylation.
UUUGGACAAUGGACACUGUUUUGGACAAUGUACACUGUUUUGGACAUGGACACAACUCCAGUCCAGCAGGUGGUAGCAAAACACUGUUCAACUCGAUGCGACGGUGAUAAAGACGAAGAAGCAGCAAGCCUAACAUUAGUGUUAGCUUUUGGUUAGCUAAACAAUGUAAACACUUCUCUGUUGUAAACAAACUAGUCUUCGAGACCUAACAGUUUUCUCUAGGAGCAUUUUCUUGGUACCGAGCAAACGGUGUAUUAUAACAGAUCCUAGAUCAAUGCGUUAUAAUGACGUUAUUGUUUAGCUUAGUUUAGCUAGCCACGUAUUUAUAAACAAGUUGCUGCGCAGUGAUAGUUAGCCAGCUAGCUAAGUGAUGAUGGAGAGGUUUCAUUACAUUUCUGCAUCCGUGAAGAUUGAAUGAAGAAGGUGGACGUGUUUAUUACUCGAGCUCAGGAGGAAGAUGGGAACUCCGUUUAAGAUCCCGAAGAAGAAACAACUUCCGGAUACUCCAGACAUUCGCAUGACGUCACCUCUCGCUCGGCUUCAGGUUGACGUCACACCCAAAUCUCCCUGGAAUCGAGAUGUUUUUAACGGGCACAAGACGAACAGAAGCAGCAUUGUCAAUGGGAGAAGAGAAACCAAGCCUGCAUGUACCGGAACUGACCGAUGGAGACCCAAGAGGGCAUCAGAUAAGCUGUGCGAUCGUGAGGACAACAAACACACACCUUCAUUUAAGAAAAAAUGUGGUCUCGGUCUUGCUGAGAAAUGCUCAUCAUCACAGCCUGAGGAUGAGGAGGAUGAUGAAGAGGGUGAGAAGAAGAUGGCUUCUCCGGUCAGAGAAACACGGAGCGCAAACACUCGGGCGUCUGUGAACACAGCUGUAGCGGACAAGCAGAACGGACAGAGCACACACUCUUCUUCUCACACACACUCAGAGGACAGAGCGCCGGCAAAGCUAGCGAGGACGCCCAAGGACACACACGUCCACUCCAGUGAUUCCAGCGAUUGUCCUUACACCAGGAGGAAGCUGAGAUUUCCUCUCAAAACCUACCAGAGAACCAAAACAAGCUGCACAGAACCCAUUGUAUUGUCCAGUGGCGAUGAAGAUGAGGAACACGAUGAAGCACGAGGUGACGUUCGAUUAAAUCCAGAUCUACAGAAGAACCAUAGGUUAGAAGUUCAGAGUUCAUCUCCUGCCAUGAUAGAACUCGCCUUCUCCACUCUGUACUUUGGCACAACGCGGAGUAACACCAACGGACCCAUCAUGAUCAAGGAAGAGUGCAUCUUGAUUCCACUAAAAGGAGCGGAGUGUGGUGACACACAGGUGUCGGUGUGUUUGGUUCCCUCUGAGCUGCGAGCGUACGGUGUGUGGGACGCAGUUGGCAGUGGGUUGACGGAGCUGUGCGACUCUUCAUCAUCCCUCCUCUUCUUCAUCCUGAGCAACGCUCAGGCCCGACUGCUGCACACUGAGCUGUCUGCGCUACACAAAGACACAACUGCCCCACCCUCACCGUUUGUGUUGGUGCAAUUGAUUGGUCGAUUGGACGAUCUGCAGGAAGCCACCAUAGCGUCUCUGAUGGAGAUUAUGUCUGUGAGGAACGGACACACGUCCUUGGGAACAGCUCUGUCCCGGGAGGAGGGGCUGAAACGGGUAACGUGUCACCGUCACGGUGCCCAGUUCCUCACUCUGCUGGGGAACAAAGUACCCAAUCAGAGUCACAACGGGGCCAGAAGUGGCAGAGCUCCUGCUGUCACGGGUAUCAGACACACACUACGCAGCCAUACAAGACAGUCAAGCAUGCCCAAAAGGUUAAUUCAGUACCCACCUCCACCCUCGAAAGGCGCCAUCACCGUGACAACCGAAGACCUGGAGUGCCUUAGGGAUGGUGAAUUCCUCAAUGAUGUCAUCAUCGACUUCUACCUCAAGUACCUGCAGUUAGAGAGAGCAGAUCGGGACGUGGCCGAAAGGUCGCACAUCUUCAGCAGCUUCUUCUACAAGCAGCUCACACGCAAAGCCAAUAGCAGCGAAGAGGAGGCGGGCUGCACGGCGCAGUACAGACGCCACGGCAGAGUGAGAACGUGGACCAGAAACGUCGACAUCUUCAGCAAGGACUACCUCUUCAUACCUGUCAAUCAGGAAGCUCACUGGUACUUGGUAGUGAUCUGUUUCCCCGGCCUGCUGCAGCCCGAGUGCGUGCCGUGGAAGAAAAGCCAAACAGGAAGUUUGGUUGAUCCAAAGGGCAACUCAAAGGACAGCACUCUUAAAUCCAGAGAUCUUCCGAAUUGCACAGUGCUCACCUGCCAGAGGAACAUGGUGACCAGGAGGCCCUGCAUUCUGAUCAUGGACUCCCUGAAGCUGUCCCACCACUAUCGCAUUUACACGCUGCUACAAGAGUACCUCCAGGUGGAGUGGGAGGUUCGUAGAGGAACGCCGCGACUGUUUAAUAAAGACAACAUAAAAGCAAGCCACUGCAAAGUGCCGCUGCAGGACAACAGCAGCGACUGUGGGCUUUACCUGCUGCAGUACGUCGAGAGUUUCCUGCAGAAUCCAGUCGUACACUUUGAUCUCCCGCUCCAGCUCGAACGUUGGUUUCCCCGACAACAGGUACGCAGGAAGAGAGCCGAGAUACGUGAGCUGGUGCUUCAACUGUACCAGAAGCAAGUGGGCGGAGCUGUGCAAAGCAGCUAACGGGACCGGACCAAGUGUCGGACGUGGACGUUUUGUACCGGGGUUUUCCCAUUCCUGCGAUUUUUAAUGCUGCACGUACACGUGUUGAAGUUCACAAGACAGGAUUUUCGAUCACGUUCCUUUAAAAAACACGUCGCACUGAAAACACCUUAGUAUUAAUAAGUGUGUUAAUGUGUGCAAUCGAUAAUUGUGCAAAGGCAACUAAAGGAGUAAGAGUGAGAAAAAGCAUUUUACAAAGAUGUGAAGAAUAUUUGUAUUUCCUGUUAAUUUAUUAUAUUUGUAUAGUUUGUGUUUUAAUAUAUGCAGUCAAAAAUAAAGAAAGAAAUGUAUUGCUUCUAAA